AUGUCGACGGAUGCACCAUCAGCAGAAGCCAAAUCGAAAUAUGAUGCGGCGAAGAAGGAGCUCCUCCAGGCCCUCGCCAAGAAGCGCAACCUCGACAAGCAGCUGACCACUAUGGAAGUGCAGAUAUACAACCUGGAAACCUCGUAUCUGACAGACACGGCCGCGCAUAGCGGCGGCAAUAUCAUCAACGGCUUCGAGGGUUACCUCAAGAAUCCGCCCGGCGGGAGGAAGCGAUACGAGAUUGGCGAAAGCGACCGGAUAUUCUCCUCAAGUAGUCACACGUACAAGAAGGCAUUGGAACUCUCAGGCGAGGGCGAAGAGUCAGGAGCCACUAGCGAUAACCAGUCGAGAAUGUCCACGCCAGGCCUCACCACAAUCAGCGUCCCCCCUGCAUCGCGAGCGGACGCGAUGUCAGCCGCACAAACGAAAAAGAUUAGGGAUCGGGACUAUCAACGAAAGAAACGCGCGGCGGAGAAACGGAGGAGUACUGCAACGCCCAUGAGCGACGAUGAGAGCGUAUCGGGGAGGAAGCCAACGAAGCGGUCGCGCAUAGCAGACGACGAUUAG
Molecule: messenger RNA, 567 nt
Organism: Epithele typhae
Lineage: Eukaryota; Fungi; Basidiomycota; Agaricomycetes; Polyporales; Epitheliaceae
Product: NuA4-domain-containing protein
Exons: 3
Coding region: 1-567 (188 amino acids)
Cellular component (GO): NuA4 histone acetyltransferase complex
Source: RefSeq, a predicted model, not a curated record